AUUGUCCCCGUUAUUUCAAAACGCAACUAAAAUUCCAUAUACUUUCAAAACGGUUUUGGGGAUUGGUUAAUUCUCAAAGAAAGGAAUCACCAUAGAUUCCGUUCAAAAUGGGUGUAUUUAACGGGUUUGGAUAAUCCUCUUCUUCCUUUACCGUAAUCUUCUUCUUCUUCUUCCUUUAAUUUCACAUGGAAUUUGUUUCCUCAAAAUGGGUCUUACCAUUUCUGUUUACCCUUUGGCUCCUCUUCUCAGUUGCACUGUCAGUGUUUUUGUUUGAUUAAUACUGAAUGAAUGAAGUGGAAGGAUUAAAGGGGAAUUCCAAAGUAAGAGGAGUGAAUUUAGGUGGGUGGUUGGUGAUUGAAGGGUGGAUUAAGCCUUCUCUCUUUGAUGGAAUUUCCAAUGGAGAUAUGCUUGAUGGGACAGAGGUGCAAUUUAAGUCAGUGACAUUGCAGAAGUAUGUUUCUGCUGAGAAUGGAGGUGGCUCAGAUGUCUCAGUCAGUAGGGAUAUACCUUCUACCUGGGAAACUUUCCGGUUAUGGAGAGUAUCCGAGACUGAAUUCCAAUUGCGCUCCACGGAAGGGCAAUUCUGGACUUGUGAUGGCCAAGGAAGCUCGGUAUCAGCUACUACAGAUGCACCAGCGUCUAGUGGUAGUACGUUUUUCAUAGAAAAACUCAACAAUAGCAGCAGAGUUCAUAUAAAACUUCAGAGUGGCAUUUAUUUGCAGGCUCUGACAGAAAGCCAGCUUACAGCAGAUUAUCAAGGAAUCCCAGGAUGGGAUGAUAAUGCAGCCACCUUUGUGAUGACAAUUGUGUCCAAUAAUCUUCAUGGUGAUUUCCAGCUUGCAAAUGGAUAUGGACAUGCCAAGGCCAAAGAAGUUCUGGAGGAACACAGAAAUAGCUUUAUCACCAUAAGUGACUUCUAUUUUCUCAGUACGCAUGGGAUAAAUACGGUGAGGAUUCCUGUUGGCUGGUGGAUUGCUUUCGAUCCUGAUCCUCCUGCACCUUUCAUUGGAGGAUCAUUGGCAGCAUUAGACAACGCGUUUUCCUGGGCCCAAACAUAUAAUAUAAAGUGCAUAGUUGAUCUUCAUGCUGCCCCUGGUUCUCAAAACGGAAUGGAACAUAGUUCUAGCAGAGAUGGUUCAGUUGACUGGCCUACUUCACAAGAUAAUAUUGAUAAAACAUUGGAUGUUAUUGAUUUCUUGGCCUCCAGGUACGCAAAGCACCCUGCAUUGUUGGGAAUCGAGCUCUUGAAUGAGCCGUCGGCUGCAGGAGUUUCCCUGGAUAUUUUGGUUUCCUACUACCAAAAAGGCUACCAGACUGUAAGAAAGUAUUCCCCAACGGCUUAUGUUAUCGUCUGCCAGCGAAUAGGCAAUGCAGAUCCUCUUGAACUUUAUCAGGCUAACAUAGGUUUCACAAACGUCGUGGUAGACCUGCACUACUACAAUCUUUUCGAUACUUUCUUCGUUAAUAUGAGCUCAGCUCAGAAUGUUGACUAUGUAUACAAGAGCAGGGAAGCUCAACUGCAACAGCUUAACAAUGCAAGUGGUCCACUUCUUUUCAUAGGUGAAUGGGUGAAUGAAUGGAAUGUAACAAGGGGAUCAGAACAAGAUUACCAGAGUUUCGGAAAAGUGCAGUUAGAUGUUUAUAAUGCUGCUUCAUUUGGAUGGGCUUAUUGGACACUCAAAAAUGACAGGAAGCACUGGGAUUUUGAAUGGAAUAUCAGAAACAAGUAUCUUGAAUUCACUUGCUGGUGUACAAAUCCCAUGACAGGUUCAACCACAGUAAAUGGGGUUGCAUUUCCAACAGCAAAGAUGAGCAUUGUAGAACAAAUGGGAUUUUCUCUGUUCUGAUCAAGGUCUGCAUUAACAGCCCUUCAACAAAUAAUGCUGAAUGAAAGAAUUAUUUUUCCAGAUUUGAAGCCGGGCAUUAACACAAAAAAAUCAUGCCCAAACUCAUAAAUUCGGUGCAGGCUUUUCAGGCCGAAAUGGGUUUUAGGGCUUUCGGGUCGGGCUUAGGCUUGAUCUAAUUGUGUGUUUGAGGUUGCCUAAACCUGCACUUUUGUGCUGGGCCGGGUCGGGCCGAGCCAUGGACUGGGCUAUAGUUGAUCAGGUCUAAAGCCAGAGGAUUGUGAUGUUAGUAACAUCUACCAUUGAAAUAACAGGCGAAUUCCACAAUACGAACACAAGCAAGCCUUUCCUGAACCAUCUCUGCGCCUUUCUCACAUACUUUUUCUUCUAUUCUGUCCCAAGGAAGACCAAGUUGUACCAGAGUGUAUACAGGAAGUUCUGUGUAAUGAGCUGCUUUGGUCAAGCUCCUUACUGCAACGCCCCAUUUUACGGUAUCUGUUUUGGGUCUAUUUUUCUGGGUUUUUUCGCAUUGUCUAGAGAGUUCUAUAUAAACUCUCUAGGACAUAACCUAGUUGUAUUAUGUAAUCUGCAUUGUUCGAUCAAGAUCAAAUAAUACAUUCCUCUCCUCUGUCCGUGGACGUAGUUAACACAUUGUUAAGUUAACCACGUUAAAUCUCUGUGUUCUUUAUAGUCUUUCUUGCUUCCGUUAUAAACACCGUUUAGGCCUCCAA
Molecule: messenger RNA, 2575 nt
Organism: Spinacia oleracea (spinach)
Lineage: Eukaryota; Viridiplantae; Streptophyta; Magnoliopsida; Caryophyllales; Amaranthaceae
Product: probable glucan 1,3-beta-glucosidase A
Exons: 10
Coding region: 285-1847 (520 amino acids)
Biological process (GO): polysaccharide catabolic process; establishment or maintenance of cell polarity; cell migration
Cellular component (GO): actin cytoskeleton; cytoplasm
Molecular function (GO): hydrolase activity, hydrolyzing O-glycosyl compounds; actin filament binding
Source: RefSeq, a predicted model, not a curated record